Lemur catta (Ring-tailed lemur) is the source of this 1995-nucleotide messenger RNA. It is a transcript of the gene S1PR4, whose product is annotated as sphingosine-1-phosphate receptor 4. Gene Ontology annotation, biological process: G protein-coupled receptor signaling pathway. The transcript is spliced from 2 exons. The record is from RefSeq and is a predicted model, not a curated record. Gene Ontology annotation, cellular component: membrane. Bases 51 to 1202 code for a protein of 383 amino acids. Lineage: Eukaryota; Metazoa; Chordata; Mammalia; Primates; Lemuridae. Gene Ontology annotation, molecular function: sphingosine-1-phosphate receptor activity.
GCAGGCAGCUCCACCCUGCCCGAGGCCUCAGUCUGCCCCUCGGGGAGGCCAUGAACGCCACGGGGUCCCCAGUGGCCCCCGAGUCCUGUCAGCACCUGGCGGCCAGUGGCCACAGCCGGCUCAUCGUCCUGCACUACAACCACUCGGGCCGGCUGGCGGGCCGCGAGGGCCCCGAGGAGGGCGGCCUGGGGGUCCUGCGCGGGCUGUCGGUGGCCGCCAGCUGCCUGGUGGUGGUGGAGAACCUGCUGGUGCUGGCGGCCAUCGUGACCCGCAUGCGGUGGCGGCGCUGGGUCUACUACUGCCUGGUGAACAUCACGCUCAGCGACCUGCUCACCGGCGCGGCCUACCUGGCCAACGUGCUGCUGUCGGGCAGCCGCACCUUCCGCCUGGCGCCCGCCCAGUGGUUCCUGCGGGAGGGCCUGCUCUUCACCGCGCUGGCCGCCUCCACCUUCAGCCUGCUCUUCACCGCCGGGGAGCGCUUCGCCACCAUGGUGCGGCCGGUGGCCGAGAGCCGGGCCACCAAGACGGGCCGCGUGUACGGCUUCAUCGGCCUGUGCUGGCUGCUGGCCGCGCUGCUGGGGCUGCUGCCGCUGCUGGGCUGGAACUGCGUGUGCGCCUUCGAGCGCUGCUCCAGCCUGCUGCCGCUCUACUCCAAGCGCUACAUCCUCUUCUGCCUGGUGGUCUUCGCCUGCGUCCUGGCCGCCAUCACCGGCCUGUACGGGGCCAUCUUCCGCGUCGUGCAGGCCAACGGGCAGAAGGCCCCGCGGCCCGCGGCCCGCCGCAAGGCCCGCCGGCUGCUCAAGACGGUGCUGCUCAUCCUGGCGGCCUUCGUGGUGUGCUGGGGGCCGCUCUUCGGCCUGCUGCUGGCCGACGUCUUCGGCUCCAACGUCUGGGCCCAGGAGUACCUGCGCGGCAUGGACUGGAUCCUGGCGCUGGCCGUGCUCAACUCCGCCGUCAACCCCGUCAUCUACUCCUUCCGCAGCCGUGAGGUGUGUCGCGCCGUGCUCAGCUUCCUCUGCUGCGGGUGUCUCAGGCUGGGCCUGCGGGGCCCUGGGGACUGCCUGGCCAAGGCCACCGAGGCGCACUCCGGCACCUCCACCACCGACAGCUCGCUGCGGCCGCGGGACAGCUUCCGGGGCCGGUCGCUCAGCUUUCGGAUGCGGGAGCCCCUGUCCAGCAUCUCCAGCGUGCGGAGCCUCUGAGGACGCCCGGGGGUGGGCCCUGGGGUGCAGGGAGGGGGAGCGGAGGACGGCGUGGGGCCCGCGAUCCUCGCCCCGUCACAGCUGCCUGGGCCUGCUGACGCCAGGCGGGUUUCCCCUGGUCACCUUGGACAAGGAGGCCACCACAGUGGGGGCCGGUGGGUUCACUAUGCCCGGGCUCCUGUGUGAUUCCGGAGCAGUCCCAGGCCCGCUCUGGGCCUCGGUGGGGCAGACGGUGAGGUGGAUGCCCCGGCAACAUUGAAGUUCAAUGACGGCUAAUCCGGCUCCUACGCACAAGGUUGUCGGGUCACGCUCGGCGCCGGCCACGGCACUUGAUGCCCAGGUGUCGACAGAACGUCUGGCGACGGUGGAAACGUUCUACGGCUGCACCACGUAGCACGGGAGAUGCCAGCCCCACAGGGGUACGGAGCCACCGAGAACUGAACUUUUAACUGUAGGUUCUAUUUAAUAUGAAUUUGUUUACAUUUAAAUAGCCCACGGCUCAGUGUUGGUGCUGGUGCCGGUAGGAAGCCCUCUCCCUCCUUCUGGGGCCAUGCCAGCCCCCCAUCCCCUGCCUCUGUCCCGCCAUGUGCUUGGGGCACAGGGGCCUGGGAUCCACCCCACCUGCCACCUGGGCACGGGACAUCUCUGCCUGAAGCCACUAUUUCUCUGCCACACGAUGGUGGGGGGGGGGUGCGGUGAGUGGUGAGUAUUUAUCGCACUGUACGAUAUCUUAGCCACUAGCCACGCGUGGCUGUUUAAAAUUCAUGAACAGUAAAUGAAAUUUUAAAAUUCA